Molecule: messenger RNA, 1461 nt
Organism: Meloidogyne enterolobii
Lineage: Eukaryota; Metazoa; Nematoda; Chromadorea; Rhabditida; Meloidogynidae
Source: the annotation of a GenBank genome assembly
AUGGAGAGCAAUAAAUUUAAUGAAACUGAUUUGUCUGUGUUAAUUCAAUUUGGAGAUGAAUCUUCUGAAAUAAUUACUGAUGAAUGUGCUGGCGGAUUGACUCAAUUAUUGCUUUGUGCUGGCGAAAUUUAUUAUGGACAAUUCGUCUUACUUGGCUAUAACGGUGCUGAAUUAACUGGAGAACAGAAGAAUCAUGCAAAUAAUCGAAAAAAUUUUUCCAAAAUGUUUUUCAAACGCCGUUUGGAGCCAAAUGGAAUAAAGAAAGGUUCAGUCACUAAAUUGAGUGGAACUGCUGCAGCCAACAAAGCUAAGGCUUUGCGUGAUUCUAAUAGACAUACAGUGGCUUUCGGUUAUGGAAAGAAUGGAACAGUUGUUGUAGAAUAUUUGUUAGACCCUACCAAGGAUAUGUUUCAGAUUGGCCGUUCUUCAGAAGAACAAAUUGACUUUACAAUAGUAGACACUUGGCUAGCUUCGGGUAAUGGAGGACAUCCUUCUCCUUGUUGUGGUGGACAUAAUAAAAGCCGUCAUUCAAGUCAUAGAGAAGAACAUUCCGAACAAAAAACAAUUAGUUCAACAAUAUCUCGCUAUGCUUGUCGUAUUUUGGCUGAAAGGGACAAACCUCACAGAGUUCAAAUUUUUGCUGCUGGUUUUGACUCUUCUCGUAAUAUUUUUCUUGGAGAAAAAGCUACCAAAUGGCAAAAGAAAAAUGGGGAAUUUGAUGGAUUAACUACAAAUGGUGUGCUUAUAUUACAUCCAAAUUGGUGUAACGGGGAGGAGCAUUCGGACGAUACAGGGGAUAUGUACAUUUGGAGAGAAGUUUCGGUAGAUGGGGAUAUUUACACUUUGCGUUCAGCUCGAUCUUCAACUCAACGUGGUGCUUUAGUUUUGGGUGAAACCAAUGAACUGCAGGACGGUACUCUAAUCGAUCUUUGUGGGGCUACACUUUUAUGGCGUUCUGCCGAAGGGCUAAAACAAAGUCCAUCAAAAGUUGAAUUGGAACAUAGACUUGACGAACUUAAUGCUGGCAAACCUCAAUGUCCAGUCAAUUUAAAUACUUUGGUUAUUCCAAGAAAGCGACACAGCAAAAGUAGCAGUAGUUCAAAACAGCCUUAUGUCUAUUUCCGUUGUGGGCAUGUUCAAGGAAAACACAAUUGGGGAGUUCAAAAGAACGGUUCAGCAGUAACAUUUCGUUGUCCAAUAUGCCUCGUCGAUUCAGAACGUGUAGCUCAAUUAACAAUGGGCAUGGAAUCAGCCUUUCAUCUUGACUCGGGUCUUUUGGAAUAUUCAUUUAAUCCGUGUGGACAUAUGGCUAGUAAAAGGACUGUUCGUUAUUGGUCUCGUAUAACAAUGCCUCAUGGCACCAAUUCAUUCCAUCCAGUAUGUCCAUUCUGUACAUCUCUACUUACUAUAGACAAGCCAUUUGUUCGAUUGAUUUUUCAGGAUCAUUGCUAUGAAAAUUGA